Messenger RNA from Arabidopsis thaliana (thale cress), 1212 nucleotides. RefSeq names its product RING membrane-anchor 2 (gene RMA2). Gene Ontology annotation, biological process: protein ubiquitination; ubiquitin-dependent protein catabolic process. The transcript has 2 exons. Gene Ontology annotation, cellular component: endoplasmic reticulum membrane; endoplasmic reticulum. Gene Ontology annotation, molecular function: ubiquitin protein ligase activity; catalytic activity, acting on a protein; transferase activity. NCBI's taxonomy places the organism in Eukaryota, Viridiplantae, Streptophyta, Magnoliopsida, Brassicales, Brassicaceae. The coding region runs from base 492 to 1073 and encodes 193 amino acids. The record is from RefSeq and is marked reviewed.
UUUUUUUUCAACAUACAAUUUUAUUCAAACUAAAAUAAAUAUUUUUCUAUAAAUAUAUAUUUAGUUGUGUAUAAAUAAUUAUAUUAUCUUGUUUACUUUUUUUUAAAACGAUGCUAUCCGUUGCUGACCUUUUCAUGAAAUAAAGACAGACAUGUAAGAAAAAAAAGAUGAAUGGCGUUUCGUUACUUUAUCUACUUAUUUUUAAUUAGGUAGACGUUUCUUCCUCUUUAAAAUCAUAACUUGUCCGGAUUUUAAUUUUGCACACCUUAAGAAAAUAAGAAUAAAAAUAAUUGUGUAUGUGUGUAUAAUAAGGUCUCCUGCUUCUGCACCACCCUCGAUCUAAACAUUCUUACCCCAUUCUCUUAACCCAAAUAAAUCAUUUUCUCUGUUCUUCUGCCAUUGUCGCAUGAACCUGUACAAGCUCUCUCAAGUUUCCAAAGGCUUAAAGACAGAAGAGAUCCAUCGGUACUUACAAUCUUUCCAAAGAUAAAAUGGAGAUUGAGAAGGAUGAGGACGACACAACAUUGGUUGAUUCUGGAGGAGACUUCGACUGCAACAUAUGUUUGGAUCAGGUUCGAGACCCGGUCGUGACUUUAUGUGGCCACCUGUUUUGUUGGCCCUGCAUUCACAAGUGGACUUAUGCGUCCAACAAUUCAAGACAACGAGUCGAUCAAUACGAUCAUAAGAGGGAACCACCAAAAUGUCCGGUAUGCAAAUCUGAUGUCUCCGAGGCUACGCUUGUCCCGAUCUACGGACGAGGACAGAAAGCUCCCCAGUCCGGUUCAAAUGUACCGAGCAGACCAACUGGUCCGGUUUAUGACUUAAGAGGAGUUGGUCAACGUUUAGGAGAAGGGGAGAGUCAACGUUACAUGUAUAGAAUGCCUGAUCCGGUGAUGGGUGUGGUAUGCGAAAUGGUAUACCGGAGACUAUUUGGAGAGUCUUCGAGCAACAUGGCACCUUACCGCGAUAUGAAUGUCCGGUCUAGGCGACGGGCAAUGCAGGCUGAGGAGUCAUUAAGCAGAGUCUACUUGUUUCUACUUUGCUUCAUGUUUAUGUGUCUAUUUCUCUUCUAAUUAUAAUAUAUAUGUGUAUAUAAUAUACCAAUUGGAAUGAGUAUGCAUAUAUGUAAUAACAAUUUGUAUAUUUUUAAGAGUCUUGAAUCGUUGAAAUUGUAUGAUGAGCAUAUAAUAACGUCCAAAGAAAGAAACGACA